Messenger RNA from Perognathus longimembris pacificus (Pacific pocket mouse), 1570 nucleotides. It is a transcript of the gene Bspry, whose product is annotated as B-box and SPRY domain containing. The transcript is spliced from 6 exons. Lineage: Eukaryota; Metazoa; Chordata; Mammalia; Rodentia; Heteromyidae. Gene Ontology annotation, molecular function: protein binding; zinc ion binding. The record is from RefSeq and is a predicted model, not a curated record. The coding region runs from base 44 to 1246 and encodes 400 amino acids.
GCGACAGGUGGAGCGCACUGCGCGCGGCGCGGGGCGCUCGGCCAUGGCCGCGGAGGGCGUAGAGCUCGAACCUGUGCCGGGGUCCGAGCCGGGUCCGCUGUGCUCCGAGCACGGCCGGCCUCUGAGCUGGUUCUGCGGCUCCGACCGGCGGCCCGUGUGCGACGCCUGCACGGGGCCGGGCGGCCGCUGCUGGGGGCACCGCAUCCGCCGGGCGGAGGAGCGCGCGGAGGAGCUGCGGAACAAGAUUGUGGACCAGUGUGAGAGACUGCAGUUACAGAGUGCCGGCAUCAGCAAGUAUGUGGCUGAGGUCCUACCAGGGAAGAACCAGAGAGCAGUGAGCAGGGCCAGCGCAGCACGGGAACUGGUUAUCCAGCGGUUGAGUCUGGUGCGGAGUCUGUGUGAAAGUGAGGAGCAGCGGUUACUGGAACAGGUGCAUGGUGAAGAGGAGCGGACUCACCAGAGCAUCCUGACUCAACGAGUACACUGGGCUGAGGCGCUGCAGAAGCUUGACACCAUCCGCACCAGCCUGGUGGGCUUGCUCACUCAUCUGGAUGACGUCCAGCUGAUGCAGAAAGAGCAGGAGAUUUUCGAGAGGACUGAGGAAGCCGAGGGCAUUUUGGAUCCCCAGGAGUCGGACAAGUUGAACUUUAAUGAGAAGUGUACUUGGAGCCCACUACUCACCCAGCUCUGGGCAACAGCAGUGCUUGGGUCUCUCUCAGGCAUGGAGGAAGUGCGUAUCGAUGAGAAGACUGUCAGCCCCUUAUUACAACUGUCAGACGACCGAAAGACCCUCACCUUCAGUGCCAAGAAGCCCAAGGCCUGUGCGGAUGGCCCAGAGCGCUUUGACCACUGGCCCAAUGCCCUGGCAGCCACUUCUUUCCAGGAAGGGCUCCAUGCCUGGGUGGUAAACGUCCAGAACAGCUGUGCCUAUAAAGUGGGCGUGGCCUCAGGCCAGCUGCCCCGCAAGGGUUCUGGCAAUGACUGCCGCCUGGGCCACAAUGCGUUCUCCUGGGUUUUCUCACGUUAUGAUCAAGAGUUCCGUUUCCUGCACAAUGGGCAGCAUGAGGCCCUGGCGCUGCUGCGGUGCCCGGCCCAGUUGGGCGUGCUGCUGGACCUCCAGGCAGGAGAACUGCUCUUCUACGAACCAGCCUCAGGGACGGUGCUAUUCACCUUCCAUGCGUCCUUCCCCAUGCCCCUCUUCCCAGUCUUCGCUGUGGCCGACCAGACCAUCUCCAUCAUCCACUGACCUCCACUGAUCACAGGGAGGCCAGCUUCCCCUCCACACCAUCCUGGCUGACGAAGCCACAUUUCUCCCUGGAGUCCUUUCCCCAGUUGAUGUAUAGGGGGCUUCCUAAGGGAAACAGGGCCCCUGCUUAGUGGGCAGCUAUAGGAGCAGUGGGAAUCUGUUUCGGACUUGGCGUGGGGAGGGGAUUGUCCCAGCUUCAGUGUCCCUAGCCCACCAUACAUGUGCCCUUCCCCAAGUCUCUCAUUCAGCAGAUCGUGUCGUAUCGAGCAUGUGGAGUGCCCGGUGCAGAGUGAGUGUGCGGUGACUUUGGCAAGUGGAUGGAUG